This is a messenger RNA of Stylophora pistillata, 1652 nucleotides long. Its product is annotated as mitochondrial inner membrane subdomain organizer 1. NCBI's taxonomy places the organism in Eukaryota, Metazoa, Cnidaria, Anthozoa, Scleractinia, Pocilloporidae. The record is from RefSeq and is a predicted model, not a curated record.
UAACGCGAAAGCGGGAAACAUGGCUGUCGAACUGGGUGAAAAAAACCAGAAAGACGAUGAAGUUGAUAUUUUAACAAAGAUCACAGAUUAUGUGGACAAACAGUUACGACUUUUCAGGAAUGUUUCCUGGGUUCUGGCUGGAGCUGGAAUUAUACUAAUAGUGAGAAGAACAUAUGUGUUUAGGCAUUUUAAAGUUGUCUCUGACAUCCCCAAAGAAUUUGUAGCCAAGAACAUCACCUUUCGUGGCCAUGUUUGUGAGGUGAGAUUUGACAACACUCUUGGCGUUUAUCACAUUCCUUUGAUCAGAAGACUUAAAUAUUCAUCUGAUACAGAGGUCUCAAAACAAUCCAGUCUUCUUGCCAUCAGUCUUGUAGGAGUGGAAUUCAGGGAAGGUGGGCACGAGUGGCUUUCAGGCCAUCUGAUGUCUACUGAUGUUAAGAUAACUCCUUUCCAAGUCACCAAAAAGCAUACAUUGGACUGCAUGGUGUACAAGAAAAAGAACUGGUUUUCAUCUAUAUGUGUAAAUCAAGAAUUAUUGCGUCAAGGUGUAGCAGUCACAUGUCAUGUUCCCACACUUGUCAACAGUCCAGUCUUUCAAAAACUUCAAAGACAACUCUUGAAGGCAGAAUUAUUUGCUGAAAAGAAAGGUGUUGGUGUUUGGAAGAGACCAUCAAGAGUAGAAGCACUUCAGAAAAAAAUGUCUGCUCCAAUCUCCUUGAUAAAGAGGGGACUUGAUGCUUUUAAAUACCUUAGAAGUCUGUUUUCAAGGGAAGCGACAAACCAUAAAGAGAAGUAGUUUUCAAAAAAAGUUUUCUAAAGAAUUUCUAAAAAAUUAUCUCCCAGUAUGGUUGAGAUUAUGAAAAUGAAUUGCAAUCCAUUGAUGAUACUGACAUCAUCAAGGAGUAUAAUUUUAUGCCAUUUUCACCUACUGGUAUUUGCUGAUCUUGCAUGUUUUUCCAAGUUGCAAAGCAUGGGAUGGCAGUAGAAUAUUUAAUCAUAAUUAAUUUUGUUUGUCACAUCAACAUGGAUGCUUCUACUUGUCCCUUAAAAAGGACACAGAGAAUAAACUAGGUUAAGCUCUUCCUCAGUCGUGUACUGAUUCCUUAAAGAGAAAUUUUACCUACAGUAGAACAAACUAGCCCUAGUUUUACAGCAAGGGAUUUUUUAACAUGAUUUUAAGGCAAAAUUGAGUUGCCAAAGUUUUAAGACGGCAUAUUAUUUGAACGCAGCCUGUGGAAAAGAAGCAUUGGUUGUUUUAAAUUUUAUUGUAGUUAUGAGAAAAGGGAUGCAGUGGCCUUAUGGUCAAUAUGCAGGACUCUCGGUCAAGAGGUCUGGGUCUGAGACCUGGCUUGGGUCACUGUGUUGCAUUCACAGUACCUUUCUCGACCCAGGAGUACAAAUGGGUACGAGCGGAUUGUCAAGAAGGCCUGAUUAAAUUCUUGGGAGUAACCCUGCAAUGGAGUGGCAUACCAUCCAGAGUGGAGCAGUAAUACUCAUAGUCAGUUCAUGCCACAUGCUCUGGCUGGUUCAACCAAUAGCCUUCGGUACAGACUAUAAUAGAAGUAAGGGGGGGUGGUGGUGGUAGUCUGUGGAUUAUGAUUCUAUAGGGCUGAUGGAAAUAAUGUGUUAAUAAUAAAAGUUCUCUUGCUAAA